Acaulospora morrowiae is the source of this 520-nucleotide messenger RNA. The record is from the annotation of a GenBank genome assembly. NCBI's taxonomy places the organism in Eukaryota, Fungi, Glomeromycota, Glomeromycetes, Diversisporales, Acaulosporaceae.
AAAGCUUGCAAACAAGGGAGGAAAUUUUAAGAAAUUAUCAAUGGCUAUUGAAGAAGGCGGAUUCAAGUUCAUCCUGUUACUGCGUUUGACACCGUUUCCUUAUCCUUAUUCGAAUGCUUUUUUCGCGUCAGUUCAAUCUAUUAGCUUUCGAAGUUUCUUUCUUGCCACUGCCAUCAGCUUGGUAAAAUUGUUGAUACUUGUUUUCAUUGGUUCGAGAUUUCGGAAUCUCUCUGUGGAAAUGGAUCAGACAUCUCGUAUAAUUAAUUACGUAUCUAUUGCGGUUGGAUUGUCUUUAUUCGCCUUUGCUGCAUGGUACAUUUACCUAAAAAUGUCGAUGGCAGUGGAACAGGCAAAAAGAAGAUUUCUAGAAAAGUAUGGGUCGGAAGACGGGAAUCAAAUGUUUUCUUCUGAGAUCAAUGAUAGUGAAAAAAGUAGAGAAAGUAUUGUUGAAGAUUAUGAUGAAAUUGUAACUGAAGAUGAUGAUCAGGAAAAGUUAAACCCUAGUAAUCCUAAUUCUUAG